AUGUACCAUUUCAACCCAUUCCACGCCAUCAUCAAAACCUCAGCCGCCAUCCUCAAAGUCACCACCAUAAUCAAAACCUCCACUGCUAUCUUCAAAAUCGUUGUUAAAACCUAUGUCGUCAAAACCACCGUCUUCAAGACCACUGUAGACAAAACCUUCAAAAUUUUCACCAAAACCACCGCUGUCCGAAAAACGGCCAACGUGAUUGAAAACACCACUGUCAUUGAAACCACCCCCUUCAUCAAAACCACUGCUGUCAUUAAAUAUGUUAGAGCUGGCGUCAUUGUUGUAUCUGCAGGAUUCAUCUUCUAA
Molecule: messenger RNA, 312 nt
Organism: Puccinia triticina
Lineage: Eukaryota; Fungi; Basidiomycota; Pucciniomycetes; Pucciniales; Pucciniaceae
Exons: 2
Coding region: 1-312 (103 amino acids)
Source: RefSeq, a predicted model, not a curated record